Messenger RNA from Folsomia candida, 840 nucleotides. RefSeq names its product venom protease. Gene Ontology annotation, biological process: proteolysis. Gene Ontology annotation, molecular function: serine-type endopeptidase activity. The record is from RefSeq and is a predicted model, not a curated record. The transcript has 5 exons. The coding region runs from base 1 to 840 and encodes 279 amino acids. NCBI's taxonomy places the organism in Eukaryota, Metazoa, Arthropoda, Collembola, Entomobryomorpha, Isotomidae.
AUGCAGUUAAUUAGUGGGUUUAAACUGUCCUACGUCGUCAAACCGGUUGACCCAUCAGAAGGCGACUUUGAAAGUAACGAUGACGGAAUUUGUGGUCGAUCAACGUACCCAGGAUUAACGCCUAGCCUUCCAAAAACAGCGGGAAACGGUCAAGUUUCAAAAGCUACCGUAAAUGUUCCCAACUCUGCUUCUAAAUCACACUUGGGUUUUUCUCCAAUAGCCAGUUGUACAUUCCGUGCGGAAAAAAUCACGAAAUUGUUGAUCGGGGCUCACGACAUUAGCGCGUUACACGAAGAACUCCCUCGUAUCGUGGUGAACGUGAGAAAAGAGGAUAUUUUCGCACAUCCCAAGUAUUAUGAAGAUCUUCUCAUUAUAAACCAUGACAUUGCCAUUAUUCGUCUUCCCGACAAGCUCACAUUUGCCGACAACAUACGACCAGUGUGUCUACCAAAUCGGAAAUAUUUAGCAGAAACUUUUGAGGGUGCGAAACCCACAAAAUCCCGGGGUGGCGAACCCUGCUUGAAACGAGCUGAUCAUGGAAUGCCAAGUUCUGUCCUGCAGAAGACUAAUUUAACCAUGUUGGGUAACCCAGCUUGUAAAGAGUUCCUAUACAUUAACGGAAACAAUAUUUGUGCCGGGACGACGCGAACCCAGUCAGCAUGCGAUGGUGAUAACGGCGGUCCCAUGAUGAUCCGCGAAGGAGAUGACCUCCUCCGAUACACCGCCGUGGGAAUAUUUUCUUACGGCGGUUCCAUUUGUGAGGGUGGAUACAACCUGGUGUUUACGAGGAUUACGGCUUUUAUGGAUUAUAUUUCUAAGAUUACUGGAAGGAAACUUUAA